Acanthamoeba castellanii str. Neff is the source of this 375-nucleotide messenger RNA. RefSeq lists its product as uncharacterized. The transcript has 2 exons. The record is from RefSeq and is a predicted model, not a curated record. NCBI's taxonomy places the organism in Eukaryota, Discosea, Longamoebia, Acanthamoebidae. Bases 1 to 375 code for a protein of 124 amino acids.
AUGGGCGAUGUUGUUGAGCUCACAUGUGUGUGCCAUGAACGUUGGGCUGCUGUGGCGCGCAACGCGCAGGUGCUGAGAGGUCAGGUGUGCGACAAGUGGUGGUUUGCCGGCACGAGCGAUCCCGACAACCCCUACUACGGCUACUGGGACCGCGUCACCGACCAGCGACCGGUUCGAUUCCUGGGCCUCUCGUCCAUCGGCGUCACCAUCCUCGACUACACUGCCUACAAGGCUGGACCCGUGCACGAUCCGAGCAGGCUCGACGUGCCGCCGAACUGCCAGUCCGAGUGCGUUGCGCCGUCGGUCUUGGCCAUGACGCGCCGCAUGAUGAAGCAGAGCGUGCCGCACCUGCCCCUGGUCCCGGUCAGCUUGUGA